Messenger RNA from Penicillium crustosum, 3393 nucleotides. RefSeq lists its product as uncharacterized. Gene Ontology annotation, molecular function: catalytic activity; protein binding. The transcript is spliced from 4 exons. The record is from RefSeq and is a predicted model, not a curated record. Gene Ontology annotation, biological process: nucleoside metabolic process. NCBI's taxonomy places the organism in Eukaryota, Fungi, Ascomycota, Eurotiomycetes, Eurotiales, Aspergillaceae. Bases 1 to 3393 code for a protein of 1130 amino acids.
AUGUCAGACCCUGCGAACUACACAGUGGGCUUUAUCUGCGCUUUGCUCGUGGAAUACGUUGCUGUACAGGCAUUUCUCGAUGAGGAGCACAAAAGGCCCAGCUUUGUGUCGCCGAAUGACACCAACGACUAUACAUUAGGCAAGAUGCACGACCACAACGUCGUUAUCGCCGUCUUGCCUGAUGGUGAAUACGGCACAGAUUCCGCGGCUAAUGUAGCCACAAACAUGCUGAACACCUUUCAUAACGUCAGGAUAGGCCUUAUGGUCGGCAUCGGUGGCGGCGUACCUAGCGAAAAGCACGACGUUCGCCUAGGCGAUGUCGUGGUCAGCGCGCCUCGUGGUGGUGAGGGUGGCGUCUUCCAGUAUGACUUUGGCAAGUCAAUCCAAGAGCAAAAUUUUCAGCACACGCGGCACAAUACAAGAAAAAAGGGGCAUAAGCUUAUGGAGGCUAUCAAUAUCAUUCUCGAUACGAACACUCGGCUGCGCAGCGAAUACCAACGUCCGGAAUCAAUCACGGAUAGGCUCUUUCGGCCCGCUUUUAGUCAUAAAUCAAAUUGCGGUGCUGUAUCUUGUGCAAAUGAUGCUUCAAACUUGGUUUUACGACGUGAGCGGUCUAAAGAAGAGGAUAAUCCUGCAAUUCACUAUGGCUUGAUUGCUUCUGCCAAUCAAUUAAUGAAGGACGCUUUGAUUCGAGAUAGACUAGCGGCGGAGAAAGACGUACUCUGUUUCGAAAUGGAAGCAGCCGGGCUGAUGAACACUUUUCCUUGUUUGGUUAUCCGGGGUAUCUGUGACUACUCGGAUUCGCAUAAGAACAAAGAGUGGCAAGGUUAUGCAGCGAUGGUGGCAGCUGCAUACGCCAAAGAUCUUCUAGAGAGGAUACCUCUAAGUAGAAUCGAGGCCGAGGAGAGGAUUCGGGUUAUUCUAUCUGACGUGUUGAAAAGUACCAGCCAGAAUUCAGAUCGAGCGUACGAGCAACGAGAACGACACCAAGAUGAGCAGAAAAUAAGAGCUUUGACGGAGCAGCAACAACGCUGUCACCAAGUUUUCAAAACAUCGAACUACGAGGAGCAAAAGAACAUCAAUCCACGCCGAGCGGAAGGAACUUGCCAAUGGGCGUUACAGAGCCUCGAGUAUAUUCGUUGGUUGGAUAGCAGCUGCAAUGAUCUCCUAUGGGUGUCAGCCGAUCCAGGCUGCGGGAAGUCUGUACUGGCUAGAUCCAUUAUUGAUGACUAUAUGCGAGAUUUGAGUCCAGCAGUGACAAUAUGUUACUUCUUUUUUAAGGACAACGAUGAUCAGAACAAUCUGGCUGUAGCAUUAUGCUCAGUACUACACCAGCUCUUUAGCCAACGACCUCAUCUAUUACACUAUGCUAUGCCUUCCUGGGAAAGCAAUGGAGAGAGGCUCCGACAAGAGGUUGAUGACCUAUGGCGGAUCUUUAUAGCGGCAACAUCAUCUGACUUAUCGUUUACGACGAUAUGUAUUUUUGAUGCACUUGAUGAAUGCCGUAAGAUUGAUCGGGAUCGAUUGAUUCCCAAGCUCCAACUAUUCCACUGCCAGCCAUCUUCAUCAGAAAAGGAUACCUGUUUAAAGUUUCUGGUCACUAGUCGCCCCUAUGACCACAUCCAGAGUUGCUUCCGAGCGAUAACGGACUUUUCCCCGCAUCUACACCUGAAGGGGGAGGAAGAAAAUGAUCAAAUUCGUAAGGAAAUUGAUCUGUUCGUGAAGCUAGAGGUUAAGAAGCUAGCCCUAGAAGAGCGAUUAUCCCCGGAUAUACAGCAACAACUUGAGCAACAGCUUUUGAAAAUGGAACACCGCACUUAUCUUUGGUUACAUCUGACAAUUGGUCACAUUCAAAUCGAGUUCCACAGAAGCCUUCUGUCUACAGAAGAAGCAAUUAAAGCAAUGCAAAUAAACAAACUGGUACCCGAGUCGGUCAAUGAUGCAUACACAAAGAUUCUUAGUCGAGUUUCUUCCGAUGCACAUGAAGCGGAGACCGCGAAGAAGAUCUUGCAAAUUAUUGUUGCUGCACGCCGUCCUCUGACAACGGUGGAAAUGGCCAUGGCGCUAGGUAUAGCCAACUCCCCACAAUCACGAACUGCAACAAAAGCUGGAAUUGAUUCAUCGGUGAUAGGUGAGAAGCUCCGCUAUUAUUGUGAUCUCUUUGUUUUUAUCAAUAGCGGCAAAAUCUUCCUCAUUCAUCAAACUGCAAGAGAAUUCCUUAUCUCGGAGAGCAAUCCAAACAACAAGGAUCUCGUAUACUCAUGGAGACUGAGUGAUGCUGAGCGCCAGAUGGCUCAGAUCUGUUCACAAUACUUGUUGAUGGGGGAUUUGGUGUGUGAUGAUAGUAGACUUUGCUCCAAUACGCGGGAUUUCCUUUCCUAUUCAGCAGUCCAUUGGCCUUACCACGUGAGCCAAAUGAAUCUGGCUUCAGACCCAGAAGCUCUCGACCGAGUACAUCGAUUAUACGACACGGGUGGAAAACCAUUCUCACUCUGGUUUCCUGUCUUUUGGAAGGCAACAAUGCCUCACAAGAAUGUGCCUACAAUGGGAGCACUACAUCUAGCAGCAUUCAACGGCCAUGAGCAGGAAGUCGAAUUUCUACUUCGUGUUCAUAAAAGAGCCGUUCUCAUACCAGAUAGCACAAACACGUACGCCAUCCAAUGGGCGUCAUUGAAUGGGCAUAAAAGGGUCGUGCAGCUACUGCUCAAUCGUGGAGCCCAUGUCAAUGCCCAGGGUGGUCGCCAUGGAUACGCCCUCGUGGCCGCUUGUUUCAACGGACACAUAAAUAUUGUGCAGUUACUGCUCAAUCGUGGAGCCCAUGUCAAUUCCCAGGGUGGUCGCCAUGGAUACGCCCUCGUGGCCGCUUGUUUCAAAGGACACAUAAAGAUUGUGCAGCUACUGCUCAAGCGUGGAGCCCAUGUCAACGCGCAGGGUGGUCGCCACGGAAAUGCUCUCCAGGCUGCUUGCGCUGGAGGGCAUGACAAGAUCGCACAGCUGCUCCUACAAGAAGGAGCCGCCGUCAAUGCCCAGGGUGGAUUUUACGGAAAUGCUCUCCAGGCUGCUUGCGCUGGAGGGCAUGACAAGAUCGCACAGCUGCUCCUACAAGAAGAAGCCGCUGUCAAUGCCCAGGGUGGAUUUUACGGAAAUGCCCUCCAGGCUGCUUGCUUUGGAGGGUAUGAUAAAAUCGUGCGGGAUCUUCUAGGCCAUGGGGCUGAUGUCAAUGCCCGGGGCAGGAAGUAUACCAAUGCCCUCCAAGCUGUUUAUCACCAGGGAUGGUGUACAAUAGCUCAAGUUCUCAUAGAGCAUGGAGCCGAUGACAUACCGAGUGAUGACGGGUCGAUACCGGACAUUGUUGCCGCGAACCACGGAUAUUGGGUGAAGGCCUUUGCAUGA